AUGAAACAGAUCAAGAAAGGUCUGAGUGCUGCCGGUAAAACUAGACGUCCAGGACAUGGUCCGCGUGAACCAUCCUGCGCAUGGUUGAAGGGACUGCAAAGACCUGUUUCACUGAAGAGAUUUGACUGUGCCUCAACGUAUGAGCCCGUCGGUGAGGAAGUCCAACUUAUAAAUUGCAAUCCACAUUACGCCCAUGUUCGUUUUCCCGGCGGGAAAGCACUGUAUCCGUCCGUCAUCUCGCUCCUUGUGGUGAUCGCACACGUCAACGAUUUCACGCGUACCUCAUCCAACGAAGACAAUGGUGUUCAUGCACCCCCUCUAUCUGACUUGCACACGCCUCCGCUCAAUGACAUUGGAGAUAAUAUCGAUCAUACUCCAGUGUCACCCCCGUGCCCGGGCACUGCACCUGCAUCUCCAGAUACAUAUGACCCUAGCAUCUCUGAUUUAGCCAGGCUCCAGCAGCGUACACGGCCCUACAUUUUAAGAAAUCGACAAGCCUAA
Molecule: messenger RNA, 501 nt
Organism: Opisthorchis viverrini
Lineage: Eukaryota; Metazoa; Platyhelminthes; Trematoda; Opisthorchiida; Opisthorchiidae
Exons: 2
Coding region: 1-501 (166 amino acids)
Source: RefSeq, a predicted model, not a curated record